Rhagoletis pomonella (apple maggot) is the source of this 904-nucleotide messenger RNA. RefSeq names its product 60S ribosomal protein L7-like. NCBI's taxonomy places the organism in Eukaryota, Metazoa, Arthropoda, Insecta, Diptera, Tephritidae. The coding region runs from base 459 to 824 and encodes 121 amino acids. The record is from RefSeq and is a predicted model, not a curated record. Gene Ontology annotation, molecular function: structural constituent of ribosome; RNA binding. Gene Ontology annotation, cellular component: cytosolic large ribosomal subunit. Gene Ontology annotation, biological process: maturation of LSU-rRNA from tricistronic rRNA transcript (SSU-rRNA, 5.8S rRNA, LSU-rRNA). The transcript is spliced from 2 exons.
UAUUGUUUAAUGUAAAUUUUAUGUCUUUUUAGGAUAUGUUGAGGCAAAAAAGAAGGCGCAGUUGGAAAAUGAAGUGAUUAGUACGAAGUAGCAGCGCAGGCACAUUUGGAAAAUUAUGCCGAUAAGCAAGAUAGAAUUUGGGAAAAAAUGUUAUUAAUCGAGUGGCGUUAGUUAAGAUGUGCUCCAAACAUUUGGCCAACUUUUUUUCGCCUUCUCAACGUGCUAAGUUACUAGUUAAUAUGACUGCCACCACGGCCGGUAGGAAGCCCGAAGCAAAGGGCAAACAACCUUCCAGGAAGCUGUCUGCUGUCCCCGAGUCGUAGCUGAAGUUCAGCAAGAAGCAGGUCAGCAAACGUGCUACCCUGAUCAAGCGUAAACUAAAGCGCUCUGCUGUGAUUGCACUCCGCAAACGUGAAAACUUGUUGCAUCUGAGAAAUAUCAAGCAAAAUAUCUCCGUGAUGGACGCCGUGAGAAUAAGUUGCGCCGCCUUGCGGCAAAGAAACGCGGCCCCCACGGUUUGUUCAUCAAAUUUAACCGUUAAUAUGCUACGCAUUGCCGAUUCCUAUAUCACAUGGGGUUAUCCAAAUCUUAAAUCAGUUCGUGAAUUGAUCUACAAACGUGGAAUUGUCAAGCACAACCAUCAACGUGGCCCAAUCUCUGACAACUUUGUGAUCGAACGCAAAUUGCACAAAGCGCACGAUAUUAAGUGUGUUGAUUAUUUAGCGCACGAAAUAUUCACUGUUGGAUCCCACUUCAAGAAAGCAUCCAACUACCUGUGGCCAUUCAAGCUCAACACCAACCGGUGGCUGGCGCAAGAGGGCUAAUCACCACGUUGAAGUUGGUGAUUUCGGUAACCGUGAAGAUAAGAUCAACAAACUGCAUGCGCAAGAUGGUUUAAGGAAAU